AUGAACCAUUAUCCAACUUUUCUUCGUUCGUAUAAUGGCAAGUCAACUAAUUCAACCAGUAAUUCUUCGUCAUCUAAUAAUGAAAAUGAUGAAAAUUCAUCAAUUAAAAGCCUCAUAUUUAAACAUUUAUCUAAAGUACAACAAGGUUCACUAAAUAAUAACAAUAACACAAAAGGGACAACGCGUGGUAUUCUGGGCGAAGUUGGCAAUGUUACAUUGUCAAAUAUUCCAAUUACAUCAAUAUUAACAAAAGCAAAAGUAUUUCAACAACAGCAAUCAGUAGCGACUAUUUUUGGAACAACAUCGACAAUGACUGCACCGCCACCAGUGCCGCCACCACCACGAUCAUCAUCAUCAUCAACAACAACAAUCAUACCCAUAGUUGUAGAUAGAAUUGAAAACAUUACUCUCGAUGAUGUUUAUGAAGAUGAUGAAUGUACAUGUCAUGAACCGUUAGCAAAACUCACAAAAGUUCCACCGGAAUUCGAUUGUGAUAGUGGUGAUUCAUACAAUAUCACGACUGUAUCAGAAUAUGUCGUUGAUAUUUGUAAAUAUUGGCGUGAACUUGAAGAAGUUACACCAAUACGGAAAAAUUUUCUAUUAAAUCGUACUGAAGGCACAGCUUCACCUCAGAAUCGAGCUGUACUUAUUGAUUGGCUCUAUCAAGUACAUGACCGUUUCAAACUUCUUUCAGAUACAUUUCAUAUGACAAUUCAACUUAUUGAUCGGUAUUUACAAGUAAUUGAUGUAUCAAAACAUGAAUUGCAACUUAUUGGAUCGACUGCCUUAUUAUUAGCAUGUAAAUACGAAGAAAUGACCAUACCUGGCAUGAACGAUUUUGUCUAUGUAUCUGAUAAUGCAUAUUCAAAAGAAGAUAUGAAAGAAAUGGAACGACGAGUAAUUUCAGCACUAUCAUUUGACCUUGGCCGACCAUUAUCAAUAAAUUUUCUUCGUCGAUAUUCAAAAAUAGUUCAAGCAACUGAUAUCGAGCAUACAUUAGGAAAAUAUCUUCUUGAUUUAACUUUUAUUGAUUAUUCAUUCUCACAUUUAUUACCGUCCUAUGUAUCAGCAUGUGCAUCAUUUCUUUCACGUUAUUUAUUUGCUUAUAAAUCUUUAACAACAACAACAUCCAUAUUAUCAUUAAUUGAAAAUAUAUGGCCAAGCAAAUUUAUGAAGUAUCAUACUGGUUAUACAUAUGAAGAUCUUUGUCAUGGUGUAAAACAAUUAGGUGAAUUACUUAUUGGACAAGAUUCAACAAAAUUAAGAAGUGUACAAAAGAAAUUUUCUCAAAGUAAUAUGUUUUCGGUUGCGCAACAUAGUUGUUGUAAAAGUGCUUACGUUCAAGUAGCACUUUCUCGUCUAUCAAAAUGA
Rotaria socialis is the source of this 1371-nucleotide messenger RNA. Lineage: Eukaryota; Metazoa; Rotifera; Eurotatoria; Philodinida; Philodinidae. The record is from the annotation of a GenBank genome assembly.